AUGAGCCUACUAGGCCUUGCUUUAGAAGUGGUAGGGAUUAUAAAUCUCCUUCAGACCGUAUUGAGUGACAACCAUACGGCUAUGCUCGAGUUUCUUCAUGAUGCGAAACGCUUUAUUCUUAAGACCUGCAAGCUAAUUGAUGAAACGCCCCUACAACUUUAUUGCUCAGGGCUUAUUUUUGCACCCCGAAAGUCGAUAAUUUGGCUAUAUUUUAAAAGCGAGCUUCCUACUUGGAUACAUCAGUUACCACAAGUUGAGGAAAGCUGGAACGCAGAAUUACAGACUCUCGAAGGUCAUAUGGACUCGGUAUUGUCGGUGGCAUUCUCGCCUAACGGCCGGCUGCUGGCGUCCGGCUCUAGUGAUUACACAAUCCGGCUCUGGGAUACGGCGACAGGCGUCCUUCAACAGACUCUCGAGGGCCAUUCAGGUGCAGUUCAGUCUGUAACCUUCUCACCCGAUGGCCGGCUUCUAAUAUCCGGCUCUGAAGAUUGCACAGUCCGGCUUUGGGACACUAUAACAGGUGCCCUACAACAGACUCUCAAGGGCUAUUCAGGCACAGUUUAUUCGGUAGUGUCAUCACCUGAUGGCAGGCUACUAGCAUCCAGCUCCUAUGACCAGACAAUCCAGCUCUGGGAUAUUGUUUCGGGUGCCCUCUAUCAGACUCUCGAGGGCCAUUUAGAUUUAGUCAGAUCCAUUGCCUUCUCGCCCGAUGGCCAGCUACUAGCCUCUGGCUCCCAUGACCAGACAAUCCGGCUCUGGGAAACGGUAACGGGUACCCUUUAUCAAACUCUUAAGGGCCACUCGUAUUCGAUUAGGUCGGUAGCCUUCUCACCUGACGGCCGGCUGCUAGCAUCUGGCUCCCAUGAUAAAACAAUCCUGCUAUGGGAUAUAACGACAGGUGGCCUACAGAAAGCUCUCAAGCAUUCAAGUGCGAUUUAUUCGGUGGCGUUCUCGCCUGACAGCCGGCUGCUAGUGUCUAGCUCUAAAGAUCAGACGGUCCAGUUCUGGGACAUAGCGAAAGGCACUAUAGAGCGCUCUUUAAAGGGACACUCAGGAAUUGUCUAUUCAGUAGCUUUCUCGCCCGACGGACGGCUGCUAGCAUCUAGCUCUCAUGACCAGACAGUCCGGCUCUGGGACACAGUGGCGACCGUCAUACAACAGACAUCCCCGGGUCAUCCAAGCGCGGUUCAGUCGAUCGCAUUCUCACCUGACGGCCGACAGGCGGUUUCUGGAUCUUAUGAUCAGACAAUCCGGCGCUGGGAUGUGGCUACGGGUGCCCUACAACGGACUUGGAGGGGAUAUUUAGAAUUUUUCUUCUCGGUGGCCUCCUCACCCGAGAAACGCCUACUAAUAUCUGGAUCUAAUAACCAGAAGAUUCAGUGCUGGGAUCCCGUGACGGGCGACGAUAACCAGAUUCUUGAGGGCCAUUUGGACCUGGUCCAGUUGGUGGCAUUAUCGCCUGACAGCCGGCCUCUAGCUUCUAGCUCUGAACAUAGUAUAGUCCGGCUAUGGGAUAUGGCGAGGGGUGCCCUACAACAUAAUGCUGAAAGUUAUUCACAUUCAGUUCGGUCAGUGGCCUUCUCGCCUGAUAACCGUCUGCUUGCAUCCGGCUCCAUUGACAAGAUAAUUCGCAUCUGGGAUAUAGCCACCGGCUUGCUAAAUCAGACCCUCGAGGGCCAUUCAGGUCCUGUUCAGUCGGUAGCAUUCUCGCUAGAUGGCCGAUGUUUAAUUUCUGGGUCUAGUGACCGCACAGUCCGGCUUUGGGACCUAGCAACCGGGAUGUUACAACAGACUCUUAGAGGUCAUUCGGAUAUUAUUUAUUCAGUAGCAUUAUCGCCGAAUGGCUGGCUGCUAGCGUCCGGCUCUGAUGAUCACACAAUCCGGCUUUGGGAUAUAACAACAGGUGUCCUACAACAGACUCUCAAGGGCGAUUCAGGUGCGGUUCAGUCAGUAGCCUUCUCGCCCGAUGGCCGGCUACUGGCGUCUGGCUCCUAUGAUCAGAAUAUCCGGCUUUGGGACACUACAACAGGAGCCCUAGAAAAGACUCUCGAGGGUCAUUUAUAUUCAGUUCGAUCAGUUACUUUCUCACCUGACGGCCGGCUACUAGCAUCCGGCUCUAAUGAUUCUACAGUCCGGCUUUGGAAUGUGGCGACAUACAUGCCACAGCAGGUCCUAGAGGCCCGUCUAGGCUCAGUCUGGUCGGUAAACUUCUCACCUGACAGUAGGCUGUUGGCGGCCGGAUCCCACGACAACACAAUUCAACUCUGGGACACAGCAACGGGUGCCCUCCACCAGACUCUCGAGGGCCAUUCAAGCGCAGUUCAAUCGGUUUUUUUCUCUUUUGACGGCCGGUUACUGGCCUCCGGCUCUUUCGACGAUACAAUAAGGCUUUGGAACGCUCAAACGGGCGCCCUGCAAGACACUUGGACUAUCAAGGGACGAAUCACUUCCCUCAAAUAUUCUCAACGGGAUUCCUAUUUGAACCCUAAAUUGCGCUCCCCAAAUAUUCAAUGCGGGCGAGAUGAUAAAAGUUCUAAUCCAGCUAACAUGAAUCUGGAGAUCUCCAUAGAACGAAGGCAGUGGAUAACAUUGAACGGUGAAAAAGUACUGUGGCUUCCUGCUGAGUACCGGCCUAGCUCUUCGGCAGUCAAAGGCAGUAAAUUAGCCAUGGGACACGCAUCAGGGCGGGUGUCUUUCAUGGAUUUUGCGAAUAGCUGGCAUUAA
Molecule: messenger RNA, 2724 nt
Organism: Penicillium macrosclerotiorum
Lineage: Eukaryota; Fungi; Ascomycota; Eurotiomycetes; Eurotiales; Aspergillaceae
Product: WD40 repeat domain-containing protein
Exons: 2
Coding region: 1-2724 (907 amino acids)
Molecular function (GO): protein binding
Source: RefSeq, a predicted model, not a curated record